AUGGGGAAGAAAAACUUCAGAGUUGACAUGCCCCCAGAAGAUACCAGACCCAAACUGCGCCGAUUGAAGAGAGCAAGGCUUACCAGUGUCCCAGUACAGUCUGCCCAAAGCAACUUUAGCUGGCAUGGACUGCUCGAUCGACUGGUGAAAGAUAUGCCUUUGGAUAUUGUAGUCGAGAUUUCUGCGUACUUGCAACCCCUCGAUCUGCUCUCGUUGUCUCGAACAAACAGAGAUCUCCGUACUUUCCUCACAUCCCGGUCCUCCGAAAUUGUCUGGCGGUCAGCUCGAGCAAACGCAUACCUAUCGCUCCCUCCUAUCCUAGAAGAUUUGGACGAACCGUCUUACGCUAGCUUGGCAUUUGAUGCAACUUGCUAUGUGUGCAGACGUCCGUGCCAAAGAAUCAUUUGGGAGCUCAGGGUAUGCUGUCACCCGGACAAAUGCGAAUCUGGAAUAUUCUUCACCAUUGACGAUCUUCCUGAACAACUACCUCACUAUGCCACAGAACUAAAGGAGCUAGGGGAACUGACAGACGUCUCCUUCCAAACGCGUGAGUCACCUAAAUGUUCCUCUCGACAACAACCUUCCCGUAUUCCUUUUUAUACAGGUGUUCAGAAGCACAAUGAUGAGGGCAUGGCUAUGACAUAUUGUAAGCAAGUCGUCGAACAACACUGUCGUGAAUAUGUCAAAGUAAAACACGAUGCCGAAAAACUCGAGAAAUGGAGAUCUUCAAGAGAAGAAUACUACAAUGCCCGGGAACAGUAG
Molecule: messenger RNA, 762 nt
Organism: Marasmius oreades (fairy-ring Marasmius)
Lineage: Eukaryota; Fungi; Basidiomycota; Agaricomycetes; Agaricales; Marasmiaceae
Exons: 4
Coding region: 1-762 (253 amino acids)
Molecular function (GO): protein binding
Source: RefSeq, a predicted model, not a curated record